Molecule: messenger RNA, 2471 nt
Organism: Xyrauchen texanus (razorback sucker)
Lineage: Eukaryota; Metazoa; Chordata; Actinopteri; Cypriniformes; Catostomidae
Exons: 16
Coding region: 34-2214 (726 amino acids)
Source: RefSeq, a predicted model, not a curated record
CUGCUUAACCCCUGAAACUGAACCUCUCUCGAGAUGGCAUCCUCUAACCCUCUACGACCCCAGAACAGAACUCAGCUGGAUCAUACUGGGAUCUUGAAGAAUCAUGACUUGAAUAAAGAUAAACUCAGUGCUGUGCCCUCAUCUAAAAGAGGUUCUGAGAAUCUGGACCCAAAUGCCUCAACUGAAGCAGGAAAGGCUGUUAAUAAAAUGAGAUGUGUCAGCAGGCUUCCAGUCCUUGCCAAAUCUCUCCAACCAGGUCUAACUGACCUUACCCAAAGUCCUAAAUGGGAACAGAGGCCCCUUAUGGAUAAAGCUCAGAAACAAUGGACAUGCACCAAACCAGUUCCUUUUAAAUUGUCCCAGUCAUGCGUACACAGUCAGAGAAACACAGUUGCCACUGGCAAAUCGCACCUGACACCUUCUGCCCAGUUAACACCAGAGGCAAAUCUGAGAAACUUAAAUCCAAGUGCAAGAACUGAAACUACGAGCCGUAAAGCUACCACACCAGGUGUUCUAAGGACUCAGGCAAACAAGUCACAGCAACAAGGGGCACAAUCUGUUGUGCCUCAGCCUGGUGGUGAUGUAAAAAGUGUGGCAUCAACCAAAGCAACAGCAUCAGGCUCUACUGAUGGUUUCCCACCUACAGUCUGCAGUCAAAUUGAUUUAAGUUCACGUUUAGGUAGCAUCACUCUUGUACAAUCUAAGCUUCCCAAAGACUCCGGUUUGAGUCAUUCAUAUAAAACUGUGCUCAGUAAAGUAGAUGUUGGUUUUGAUUGUCAUUCACCAAAAAACAAGCACGGUGUCCAAACUAUGCAAACUAAACAAUCAGCUACUGAUGCACAAAGCCAUGCAAGCACUACAGGGUCAGUUCCAACUCUUUCUUCAGCUAUGCACGGUGUCCUCCCAUGUGACGGAUCGAGUUCUGGUGAAGCUCAAUGCGUGAUGCCGCAUUUGUCCACCUGCCCCCCUGGACCAGGAACCUCCAAUAAUAUGCCUCAAAGAGUUUCUGUGAAGAAGAGUCAUCGUGGCAUUGACCGCAACGCCGAGAAUGCCGGGUCCUUUUCACCUAACCUAUCGUCACUACGUAGUAUUCUGCAAAACGAAGGAAUUAAAGUAGGAGAUAAUUUUGGGGCAACACCCCGAGUAUCAACCUGUCCCACUGGCAGAGGAACCUCACUAUAUUCUGCUCAAAGAGUACCUGCCAAAAAGACUCAAAAACAAACUGCAGUAGAGGCCACCAGCCCUACAAAAAGUGCCAUGUCCUUCUCCCCUGACCCUGCAGCCCUGUGCAGUAUUCUACAGAAUGAAGGUGUGAGGUUGGGGGGGGCUGGCGGAGCAACACCCAGAAUUUCAACCUGUCCCACUGGCAGAGGAACCUCCAUUUAUUCUGCCCAGAGAGUACUCGUGAAGAAGACAAAAACAGAAGUCACAGCAACAGUAGCAGCAGCAUCUCAUUGUGCAAAUAGAACUCCAGUGAUGAAAUGGACGCCUCAACGGGUUGCAAACACCAAACCACAAUCAAUGAGGAAGCUCUUUACUGGACAAAAGACGUCCAGAUUUAGGGACUCUCCAGGUGUGAGCGAACCCCACGACCCCAGCACUAUAGUCUUGACAUGCCAAGAGCAGGGAGAUGAUGUUGUUCAACGAUUAUUUAAAGAGCCAGAGCAGAUGGACGAUGAACAGAUGAAGAAAGAUGGUAUUUCACUUGAACUACUGAACAGUCGCCAAACUGCUGAACCUCACAUUCACAUUGAAAAUGAUGACAAGAAAACAGCCCAGCCUUUCAUACAAGCAAAACACAGAGGGUCAGUCAUUGUUUUCUCAUCAAGCCAAAGACUCUUGGGAUCAGGCUUGCAUCAGGAGAACCCUUUGGCUGGGGCCCCUCUGCAGCUCUGUAGAGACAGUGAUGCAUCCCAUGGUACGCUGCCACUGCUGUCAGACCAAAGCAAUGGAUCACAGAUCACUCCAAUCUUAGAUUAUACUAAACAAAUCAACACCGGCACAAAAAGCCAAUCAAAAGUUCCUCCCCUUGUGUCUGCCCUGUGGCAACGUCAUACUCCUCUUGAGGAGUUGUUUUUGAAUGACGAAUGCGCUACAUACACCUCUCGCCUGCUGUCUUGCCCAGUGCAGCCACGCUGUGGAAACCCUGUAGCCACCACACUUCUGUUUCAAGACUCCACUUGUUUUUUACCCAUUGACCCCCCAUAUGUCUGAGUCCAGUUACCUCUGGUUCUUCAAUCAGGGUGUUCCUCCAGAAUAUUGCACAAUCCAUGCAUGGUACAUAUUUCAGUGGAUGUCUGCCUGAAACAGUGUUGCACUUUUUAUCUGUAGCAGCACACCCAGCAAUUGGCUACUGAUUGACAAUUAGAAUAAAUAUGAUUUUAAAUGGGAUUCACAGUUGAAAAUAUGACUCUUCGUAUUAUUGGAAACUUCCCAAAAAAUAUAGCCUGUACUUGUCACUGACUGGAAAC